AUGACCAACAAUAGAUACUAUACAAAUUCUUUACGGAUUCCCUCAAGUAAAAAUAUUCAUCGCUACAGUUAUUCAAUUAUAUUUUUCUUUUUACUAUUGUUUUUUGUAAAUGUUUCCAAUGAAAUGAGUUUUAAAAUUAAGAGGAAUAUAAAUAUGAAAAACAACAAUGGAGAAAUUAACAAAUUUAAAGCUGAACUACUACGUUCUAUUCAAAAACGAUGGGUUCCUCUAAUCGAAGAGUUAAAAGAGGCUAAUGAACAAUAUCCAUUUUUGGGGCUUGUUGAUAGUCCCACAAACAAACGAGAAGUUAGUGAAAGUGAAUUAAAUUCUCUUUUAAAAAAUGCUUGGCUUGGACGGCGAAGAUAA
Molecule: messenger RNA, 366 nt
Organism: Meloidogyne enterolobii
Lineage: Eukaryota; Metazoa; Nematoda; Chromadorea; Rhabditida; Meloidogynidae
Source: the annotation of a GenBank genome assembly